Messenger RNA from Callithrix jacchus (white-tufted-ear marmoset), 3312 nucleotides. RefSeq lists its product as uncharacterized. The record is from RefSeq and is a predicted model, not a curated record. Lineage: Eukaryota; Metazoa; Chordata; Mammalia; Primates; Cebidae.
CAAAACACUCAGGAAGCCGUCGUGCGGGGCCGGGAAGCAGCUCCCACGCAGAGUCACGGACCCCCACCUCCGAGGGUCCCCGCAGUCCCGUCAGUGACGCGGGCGAAGCAGCCACGCCGUGGGAGGCGGGGAGGACGACGGAGCCUCCCACUCGCCGUGACCCGGACCCCGCCCCACGAGUGGGUUCCUCGCAGGGUCCCCUCUGCGGCACACGGGGACCAGCUACCCCACGGGGGACCGGGCAGGAGCGCGCGCCCGGAUCUGCAGUCGAGGGGAGCAGUGGGGACCGGACCCCACCCGCGGGGUGGGGACCCCCGCGCUGGCCCACGCGGCGUCGCAGCAGUCGCGGAGCCCCCGGUGCCACCCGAGGCCGAGACAAAGCCAGGGCGCACGGACCCCGGACCCGGACCCCGGACCCCGCUGGGAGCCGCCACGCCCGGGACACAGACCCCUACCCGGUCCGGAGACCCCGCCGCCCGCUGCGCCGUCUCACCUCAGGCCGCCGCCGCCUCGCAGGGCUCCCUCCUCGCCGCGGCGCCUGGGCCGAAUGGAGCGCGGCGGAGCAGCCGACAGAGCCGCGGCCGCCUCAACAAUGGAGCCCCGGGGCGGGGCCGCAGCCUCAGCCUCAGCCCGUGUUCCUCGCUCGGGCUCCGGAUCGGCCGGCGGAGCUGCUGCCGGCUAGAGGUUUCGGCCGGUACGGACACCGCGCAGGCGCACACGGCCCCGCCCGCCGCUUGCCGCCCCGCCCCCAGCGGAGCCGGGCGCCCAGGGCCCGCCCCCCAGCCAAUAGGAAGAGAGCUGCCCGGAGAGGGCGGGGCCUGGGGGAAACAAAGGAAGGCUGGGCGGGGCGGCGCUGGGGCUGGGCUUGCGGGGUCCCGCGGGAGGGCAGGUCCCAGAGCUGGCCAGAUCCUCGCCUCCUAGAAGGCCCAGCUCAUCGUCCACUUGGUGCUGGCUCAGCAGGACUCUCUCAUCUCAAGCCCAGAGCUCAGGAUUUUUGGGCAGAGAGCAAGAGACAGGCUUGCUUUACAGAAAGGGAAACUGAGGCACUAGGAACAGGAUUGCCUGCCGCCCGAAGUCCCAUCCACUGUUCAUCUUUUAGUCAUUACACAAACAUUUGGAAGCGUUAGGAGUAAAGUAGGGCCGGGAGUGGUGGCUCACGCUUGUAAUGCCAGCACUUUCGGAGGCCAAGGCAAGUGGAUCACUUGAGGUCAGGAGUUCGAGACCAGCCUGGCCAAGAUGGUGAACCCUGUCUCUACUAAAAAUACAAAAACUUAGCCGAGCGUGGUGGUGCGUGCCUGUAGUCCCAGCUACUCACUAUUCGGGAGGCUGAUGCAGGAGAAUCACUGGAACCCGGGAGGCGGAGAUUGCAGUGAGCAGAGAUCAUGCACUGCAUGCACUCCAGCCUGGGGGACAGAGUGAGACUCUUGUCUCCAAAAAAAAAAAAGGAGUGAAGCAGAACCAAACUGGGGCCCUCCUUGAAGGAGCUCAGCCAAGGAGGAUCUGAGAUGUCAGUGUGUCUCUUUAACGCCUAAUAAACGGGGCAGGAGCCAGAGCUAAUCACUUCCCUUUCCUGCCUCACAGCUUUUGUGUGUUUGCUGUUCCCCACCUGCAAUGCCAAGUACCAAUGGUAUUCAUUUAUUUCUAGAAAUUCUCCCUAUGUUGCUUAGGCUAGUCUCAAACUCCUGGCCUCAAGCUAUCCUCUUGCCUCAGCCUCCCAAAGUGCUGGGAUUACAGGCAGGAACCAUUGUCCUGAGCCCUGAUCAUCUUUAAAACCUCUUUUCUCAUCUUAUUUGAGCUUCCUGCAUCAUGUGACCCCACAUACUCAGUUUUUCUCUCCCUCCAUAGCUGCCCCUCUGUGGAUCUCAGGGACCCACCCCCUUCUCUCCCCAACCUGUACAUGUCUUGGCUCAGGCCAAAUGCCCUCCCAUUUGCAAUGGGCACUGCUACAGGAAAUCUCAUACCCUUCUGGCCUCCACGAACCAUCCACAUGCUCUGCUGUCUGCCCGAGACGUCCAUCCAGGUCAGAUGCCCAGCCCUGACCACUCCCAAAGCCCCAGUUGGACACCAGGAGACAUCUCAAAUUUUCUGCGCGUCAAAACAGAGUGCUUUAUCAGCGCCCCACCCUGCUCAUCCACAUUCUUGCAAUUCUUAGUAAACAGCCCCUCCAUUCACCCAGUUGCUCAGGCGAAAAUCUCAAAUCCUCCUCCCGUCCUUCUUCCCACACCCCUCACUCCCAGCGCUAGCUGAGGUGCUGUCUGAGUGGCUGCCUCCCACUCAGCAUGAAGUGUGACCCCUCGCCCAAGAAGUGUGACCUUUUGCCUGGGCGGUGGCUCAGGCUGUAAUCCCAGACUUUGGGAGGCUGAGGCUGACAGAUCGCUCCAGGCCGGCAGUCUGAGACGAGCCUGACCAGUAUGGUGAAACUAAAAGACAACAAUUAGCCAGUGGAGUGUGCCUGUAAUCCCAGACACCCAGGAGGCUGAGGCAACAGAAUUGCUUGAACCUGGGAGGCGGAGGUUGCAGUGAGCCUAGGUCCUGCCACUGCACUUUAGCCUGGGCAACAGAGAGACUCUGUCUCAAGUUUAAAAAUAAAAUAAAUGAAUGAAGUGUGACCUCUCUAAGGCAAGGCAGUAUCCCACUCUGAUUGACUUCUGUGUGCAGAACAGAACCUGCGUCCUUAAGGUACUCACUCAGGGAUGCUGCUGGGAUGGUGGAAGCACAGGGAAGAUGUCGAUGGUGACUGGGGCAGACCCCAUCCCCUUCUCCCUUCCCACGCACACCUGCACACUCACUCACACGCACACUUGCACCCACCACUGAAAAAGCCUGGCCUCUGAUCUGAUUUCCCUAACAAGCUCCCCCAUGAACAUCAGCUGCUUUCCUGCCUCUCCCCAGCUAGGGCCCCACUGUGUUCUGUGAUGUACUCAGGGAUCAGGAGAACAAAGCCUCAGGGGGGGAAAGGACAGUUAUUCCCGGAUGCAGGCCUCUGCGUCCCCCCAUGUCUUCACCCCUGCCUGACACACCCUCAGCCCUGUACUUGGCCAGCUCCUACCAACGCUUAAAGUCUUGACAAGUUCAGUGGUGGCAGCCACACCCUAAAGGGACUGACCCCUCCCAUACCCUUGACCGAUGACCUCUGCCCUUGCAUAAUCUUCCUGACCUUGGGUACAAGCAGAACUGGUUUCUAACCCUAGAGCCUGGCAAAAGCAAUGGGAUGUCACUUUCAAGGGCACAUCACCUUCACAGACUAGAGAGAGGGGUUCCACCUGCAAGCUCUGCGGGAGCAAGACACCUUUGGAGGGGUCCUGUAGGCAA